Molecule: messenger RNA, 1744 nt
Organism: Xylona heveae TC161
Lineage: Eukaryota; Fungi; Ascomycota; Xylonomycetes; Xylonales; Xylonaceae
Exons: 1
Coding region: 14-1468 (484 amino acids)
Biological process (GO): intra-Golgi vesicle-mediated transport
Cellular component (GO): COG complex
Source: RefSeq, a predicted model, not a curated record
GGUAAAUACGUCGAUGCUAAUCAAGGUGCCUGGCGACGAGAAGCUUGCGAUUGAAUACAGUGACGACGCCCAGAUGGCCGAUGAAGAGCCUUCAUACAUUGAUUAUGAGACAUUUCUCGAUCCAUCAUUUUCCGCCGAGGCGUUUGCGAAUAGCUUGGUGAUAGCUACAAACGAUCCGACAGACUCACCACUUGACCUUUCGACACCACUGUCUCGAGUCCUCUUCGAUGUGCAGGAGAUCGACACUCAUAUACAUAAUCUCACAAGCAAAUCAGCUAUUGCCUUGCUCACGUAUACCAAAGACCGCAACGAAGCCAGCCAGCGCAUCUCUCGAGAAAUAGAAGUCCCGCUUCAAAAGUUGACAGACACCUAUAACAGAUUGGAGAAGGAGGUGAUUCGAAAAUGGGAGACCGCAGACGAGGCUCGCAAGGUUACGGAACGAUUAUGGGAAACGGUCUGUCUUAGCCGGUCGGUCUCGAGAUGUCUGCUUCUCGGCCGGCAGCUGGAGAUGCAGAUGGCGGAGCUUGGAAACCCGAUAUCUUCCUCAUCAAUGACGGCGCAGGCCAAGCUAGAGGAUCAUCGUGCACUUGUACGAUCUGCCAAUACGGUUGUAGCUAUACGACGCCUCUUUGCCGCUUCAGGGCCUGGAGAAGAGGCGCACGGUUUGGAGAGGGUGAAUGUGAUAACGUCGCUGAAGAACAGCGUCAUUCUGCCCGCCGAGCAGCGUCUUACUUCCCGAGCGCAGCAGUUUGUGCGAGACUUUUCAUUAUCCACAGUCUCUUCGUCGAAUGCACCAGGCGGUGCACCGACCAUUCCUACACUCUCACCCGCGACAUAUGCGCAGGGCGAAGAUGUAAAGUCGAGAACGACCUCUGCAAUUCUAGCCCUCUAUAUGCUUUCUACACGUCCGGAUGGCUUGGCGCUGGCUACCCAUGAUCCGAAUAUUCUCCUUUCCACCCUCCAGACAUAUCUACAGACCGCAUCAGCAACAUCUGUGACGGCUCUGGCAAGAGCGUUAGCCACCUUGCCUACACUUGAUCGGGCAUUGGUUGAGGUAUCUGCCCGUUGUCAGAACAUAGUUGCUCUCGAGGCUCUACUCGAGUCGAUAAGACCACCCCACCCCUCCCACAUCGCUGCAGGAGAUGAGCGCGAACUCAACGCGCCUUCUAAUAUGCUGCAGCCGCUACUGCAAUCGCUCGACACUGCAUCUUUGCCUUCAUAUUUUUGGCGAUCUCUUGCUUCGUCGCUCUCAUCCCGGGUUCAAGAUAUCAUUAACCGAGGUGGCGUCUCGGCCCGUACCCUGAGAAGCAACAAGGAAAAGGUAAAACAUGCAAUCCGCAAUUGCGUACUGCGGGGUUCUCAGCCGCCGUCCAAAACACUGAGUAAAGGUACGGCUGCGCUAGGAGGGAAUUGGGAGCGAGAGGCCGCAGUCAUGGUUGGAUCUGUACUCGGUGUUCUUGGGCGAUAAACAUGGGGCGAAAUGGCUUGGCGUCAGGGCUGAAACACCAAUAUUUCGGACUGCCGAAGGGAACAGAUCCAACAUUUUGUGCGGCUGCUUUAACAGGGAAGGGGAAAAAAAAAAAUAGAAAUGGCCUGAAUAUGUUUGGCAUUUGAUGGGAGUUCUUCUAUUAUAUUCAUCAUGAAGAUGUGUUGCGGGGCUCGAGUUUUAAACACAUUUUGUCGCUUUUAUUACCUGUAUGGAUUAUUCAAGAUACCAUGUGUUGAUUUCCGUUUUUUGACGGGG